UGUCUCUCUCUCUCUAUUCCUCCCUCCCUUUCGCUUUCAAAUGAGGUUUUGGAAUUAGUAAUAGAGGCUUUAGAUGAGACGCAUAAGAAAAUUGUCCUACUCACAAUAGCUUUUUAAGGAUAUAACCUGCCAAAUGUCUCGAAAUAAAAAAUCUGAACAAUGUCUCAUGAUGUAGUAACCGUGGUAUAAGCCAGUGGUUCUCAACCUUUUUCACUUCAAGGCCCCCUAGUUGCCCACAACAAUAUUUGAAGGCCCCCAACUCACUAAUUCUUUCCAAAUAAUAUUAACUAGAGCUUGGAAUGACCUGACAGAUGUAUAUUCGCUAUUAAAAUGGCCAAAAAAUAAGAAACAUCUUGAUUUUAGCUUAUUUUAAUACUUGUUUUGUCCAUUUUUUUAAUCAUUUUAAGCCCCGCCUGGAAAUCUGCUGAGACUGGCCCCAGCCCCCUGGUUGGGAAACACUGGUAUAAGUGGAAUAGUUGACUCCUCCAAUCCAUUGAAUUAUUCUUAAAAUAAUUAUUUUUAAAAAUAAUUUAGGUGUUACUUCACGUCAUGUGGCCAUUUAGAUGUGCAUUACUUUGAAUAAAUUAACGCUGUUAUCAAUUAUUCCUUAUAUAAAUAAAAUACUAAAAGGAAAAGGAUGUCACUUUAUGCAGAAUUAUAUCUUUCUUUUAUUUACAGCUUUCAGGUAAGAACUAUUUAUUUUAUAAAUGUGAUUGUGUGAACUUUAUCAUUAAACUGAACAAUUAAUUCACUAAUUACUGAAGUACAUUAUUAUAUUGAAUUCAGUCAGAAGUAAAGAAAUGUUCAGUUUAUUUUCUAUUAAACACACCAAUCAAACAUAUUUUUUAUGUAUGCAAAGGGGAAAAAAUCUGAAGUUUGCACAAAGCACGAGAAAUCAGAGCCGGAAGCGUGUGUAGUUUCAAGCGGAGUUGAAGGGGCGUGCAACGGAAGUGACGACACCAAACAAAGAAAUAGUUGCGUGUUUGUACAGAUGCGCGUAGAGCAAUAAAACUUCAGAAACUGCGUGUUAGAUGGCAAAUAUGAUGCGUAUUUAUUUAUACACGCCAGGGAUCAUUUAAAUGAAUUUACCAUUAAUGUUUUAGAAAUGAUGCGAAUCUCCGUUAAAAAACUAUUCGCUGUGUGCCUAUGCGCGUGCGCGUGCAUGCUUAUAAUCAUGACUUUACAGUUUAUAGAGGAGUUUGGGCAGACUGUAGAGACACGGCUCACCAAGAGAGGAACAUUUUUAACCCAUCAUGGAUCAGAUUUUCAGGAUCCCAUCAUUGUAUGGUGGUCUCCACUGACCGGAGAACAGGGACGACUGGCAGAUUGUGGCCAUAACAGAUGUUUCUUUACUGUAAACAAAUCUUAUCAUUCUCAUCCACUGACACAAGCUUAUCUCUUUUAUGGUACAGAUUUCAGCUUUGAAAGUCUUCCUCUUCCGAGAAGCGAUCACCAUCAUUGGGCUCUGUUUCAUGAGGAGUCACCCAAGAACAACUACAAACUCUUUCACGAGCCGCUCAUCACCCUGUUCAACCACACGGCGACGUUCAGCCGUCAUUCUCAUCUUCCUCUCACCACACAACAUCUGGAGAACCUCAGCGUUCUCACUUCACAUACGCAUCUGAUUCCUCUGUCCUUCAAAAACCACCUGAGAGAAACCCUCGCACCCGUGGUGUACGUUCAGUCUGACUGCGACCCGCCGUCCGAUCGAGACGUUUACGUUCAGGAACUGAUGAAGCACAUUCGAGUGGACUCCUACGGAGAAUGUCUUCAUAAUAAAGACCUACCGGCCCAUCUGAGAGACUCCACUGCCAUGGACCAUCAGGAUUUCUAUCAGUUGCUCUCUCAGUAUAAAUUCAUCCUGGCCUUUGAGAACGCCGUCUGUGAGGACUACAUCACUGAGAAACUGUGGAGACCUCUGAAGAUCGGUGUCGUGCCGGUGUACUACGGAGCUCCGAACGUUCACGCGUGGCUGCCGGACAAGAGAAGCGCGAUUGUGGUGAACCCAGAGGAGCCGCCAGAGAAACUGGCUCAGUAUUUGAAGAGACUGGACAGGAAUGAUUGGGAAUAUUCACAAUACCUGGAGUGGAAACUCAAGCGGGAGAUCUCGAAUGUGAAUCUGAUAAAACAUCUGAGGGAACGUCAGUGGGGCGUUCAUGACAUCACCCAGGAGAACUUCAUUGAUGUGUUUGAGUGUCUGGUGUGUGACAGAGUCUGGGAGAACAUCAACAGACAGAAACGGAAACUGCCAGCUAAAGUCUGGCGAGCUGAGGCGACUCAUUUAAAGUGUCCAUCUCCAAAACUCUUCAACUUUAUUGUUAGUCCCUCGAACAGUUCACAUCUGAGGAGGAUCUGGAGAGACGCUUAUAAACAAUCUGAACGAGAAGCCAUCGCUUUGAGACGACUGAUUAACAGAAACACAAACUUUACUGUUACACAGUUCUGGAGAGAGGUCUUCAUCAGAUGACACAAACAACAGGAUAUACUUUAAAGGGCCAAUAUUAUGAACUUUUUUACAAGAUGUUAUAUAAGUCUCAAGUGUUCCUAAAAUGUGUCUGAAGUUUAAGCUCAAAAUACCUCACAGAUCAUUUGUUUUAGCAUGUCCAAAAUGCAGCAUUAAUGCUACAAUGUGCUAACAAACUCAUUAAAAAAAGCUUUCGGAUAAAAUAAGCCAGUCAGUCAGUGGCUGUGGGCGGGGCUUUAUCAGUGUGAUGUCACAUUAAAAAGAGAAUCAGAACAGCAUGUCUAAUGAGACCGUUGUGGUUUCAUGGAGAUUUAAAAUGAAGGAGAAGGUGAAUUAUUUUUAUUGUAAGGUUGUUGUUUUCAUACACUGGCAACACAUAUUUAUGUUUGAUUUUGCAUAAUAUGUGAAAAUUGGGGUGGUUUUCCGGACAGGGAUUAUUUUAGGCCAAGACUAGGCCUUAGUUUAAUUAGGAAAUAUAACUAGUUUUAACAAACAUGCCUUACUAAAAACAUUACUUGUUUGCAUUUUGAGGCAGAACAAAGGGCACUGAUGUAUUUUAAGAUAUGUAAGUGCAAGUUGUUUUCAGCUUGGACAGCUCUUACAUUUAUUUUAGUCUAGGUAUAAUCCCUGUCCGGGAAACUGUGUUUGUGAAAACCACAGCAGAUGAAGAACCUGAGGAUUUUUAUAGACUUUCAUACAUGAUGUUUAACACACAUAUUUUUGAUGAAAUAUUUGAGGAAAAGUGCAAUGUUUAUUCCUUUACAAUAUGUGUUAUGAAUAAAUUUCAGUGCAUACAUUAUUAUGACUUAUAUUAAUAGUCCUUUUGAAUUUUCUUUAACAUAAAAUGCACUUUUUGUACUAUAUGGUCUUUGUAUGGCUGUGUGGGCAAAAAAUUAAAUAGUUUAUAUGAUUUAAUUAAAAUAUUUAAUUGCCACUGUCCCAUGAGCAGGACACCUAAGUAUACAAUUCAAUAUUUUUCAUGUAAAUGAUAAUUUAUCAUGACAAACUGUAUAUUGUUGGAAAGGUCUAAGAAUGUAGUUUUCAUAUUUUAAAACUUUUUAGCGGUAGCAAUAAUAAUGCAGUACUUGAAUUUAUUCAUUUGUGACAAGAGUAUGCAACAAACCUGACAGCAAACCAACACAAACCUCAGUUUUUUGAUAAUUUUAUGUAUUAAAAAUAAUACUAUAUUGCAUUUUUUAUUUAUUACAAAUAAAUGGAAACUGCUAUAUGAAAAUAUAUAUUUUCACCUCCAGACACUUCCGUCAAAAACGUUAAAGUGUCUUCUUUUAAAAAAAGACCAAAAUUAGGCUUCUAGACCAAAAAAAUCCCAGAGUUAUAUUCAUUUGAAGGUGUACAUCUUUUCACCCCCCUCCCCACUCAAAAAGGGCUGCGCCAGUUAAAGGGUUAAGGUUUCCCCCAUUAAUUGUGUUAUCUGGUUUCUAUCCGUUUUAUAUUGAGCUCCAUUGUCUCUUGUUUGUUUUUGAAUACGUCAUGUUUUAAGUAGAUCAGAUAUUACUUUCAUUUCUGUCUGAACUGUCAAUGCUAAAAUAGAUUAAUCUUAAACCCGCCAGUAGUCAACGAUAUUGACUCGGUGCAGCACAUUAAAGUUCUUAAAAUCCUGUAAUGAACAAGAAAAAAUACAUUUCAGUGUUCUCACUGAUCAGUUUUGUAAGAGUAAUUCCGUAACUUCACCACUAGAUGGAGACAGUGAUUCAUGAUGUAUGAACAAUAGAUGCAAAAGAUCAACUUUAGUCCCGCUGAUCUCAGUUCAUGGAGAUCUCACUUAAUCCUUAAAUGCCAUAGACACAGCUCUGUAACAUUAAUGAAUGUAUUUUCCAAAUUCACUUAUCCUUUACAAGGACAGGGGAGGGUUGGAGCCUAUCCCAAGAUCUUGGCCCACAGCCAGGGUACACUGUCUAUAGAUGAUCAGUCCAUCACAGGGCACUUACAGAACAAGGACAGUUUAGCAACUCCAAUUUACUUCAUACAAGUUUGCCUUAAAUUAAUUAUGAAAGAUAUGAUAGAUAAUAAAAAUAUUCAUUUGUUUUUUUCUCUUGUUAAAUUGUCGAUAAGACAUAGAUUGAGGAAUACUUAAAAGCUGGAGGUCUAACUUUAAAAAUGAACGAGCAGGAGGUUGAAUGAGACUCGAUGUAUGCAUAUAGGGACAAACUGAGCUGAUGAUCAGAGACUGGUGUGUUAAAUAAGAGAGACAUACAAAAUGUAUAAAGCAUUGGA
Molecule: messenger RNA, 4699 nt
Organism: Paramisgurnus dabryanus
Lineage: Eukaryota; Metazoa; Chordata; Actinopteri; Cypriniformes; Cobitidae
Gene: pofut3
Product: fucosyltransferase 10
Cellular component (GO): Golgi membrane
Molecular function (GO): alpha-(1->3)-fucosyltransferase activity
Source: RefSeq, a predicted model, not a curated record